Messenger RNA from Jaculus jaculus (lesser Egyptian jerboa), 10789 nucleotides. RefSeq names its product cyclin dependent kinase 6 (gene Cdk6). The transcript has 8 exons. Gene Ontology annotation, cellular component: cyclin-dependent protein kinase holoenzyme complex; cytoplasm; nucleus. Lineage: Eukaryota; Metazoa; Chordata; Mammalia; Rodentia; Dipodidae. Gene Ontology annotation, molecular function: ATP binding; cyclin-dependent protein serine/threonine kinase activity; cyclin binding. The coding region runs from base 440 to 1420 and encodes 326 amino acids. Gene Ontology annotation, biological process: cell dedifferentiation; G1/S transition of mitotic cell cycle; regulation of cell population proliferation. The record is from RefSeq and is a predicted model, not a curated record.
GAAAGAAAGGAAGCAAUCUCCAAGCAGAUGUCUGACUAUCCCUUCUCGCACACUCCCAGCAUCGGGUUACAGGGUCCCGAGAGCCCCCACCCACAUUCUGCGGCCCCACACGGGUGAACCGUCAGCGUCUUCACACCACAAUGUGCAGAGAUUGUAGACGGCGACGCGCUCGGGCGCAGACUAUGUAAUCGUCGCGCGGAGGGAAGAGGAGGGAUCGGGUCGGCUCGCUCCUCGCAGCGGCAGCGGCAGUGGCGGCGCGGCCACUCGGCAGGCGGAGUUUCGCAGCAGCUGCCGCAGGGUAGCGCCAGCCCCGAGGCGAGGUCUCCGCAUCUAGCCCGGCUGUGGCGAGUCGGAGCUCCCGGGAGCCCCGGGGGAAGCGAGCGAGCGCACCUCUCCGGCCCGAGCGGCGCCGCGCCCGGUUGCGUUGCAGGCAGGCAGCAUGGAGAAGGACGGCCUGAGCCGCGCCGACCAGCAGUACGAGUGCGUGGCGGAGAUCGGGGAGGGCGCCUACGGCAAGGUGUUCAAGGCCCGCGACCUGAAGAACGGAGGCCGGUUCGUGGCACUGAAGCGCGUGCGGGUGCAGACGGGCGAGGAGGGCAUGCCGCUCUCCACCAUCCGCGAGGUGGCGGUGCUGAGGCACCUGGAGACCUUCGAGCACCCGAACGUGGUCAGGUUGUUUGAUGUAUGCACAGUGUCACGAACAGACAGAGAAACCAAACUAACACUAGUGUUUGAACAUGUUGAUCAAGACUUGACCACUUACUUGGAUAAAGUUCCAGAGCCUGGAGUGCCCACUGAAACCAUAAAGGACAUGAUGUUUCAGCUUCUCCGAGGUCUGGACUUUCUUCAUUCUCACCGUGUAGUGCAUCGUGAUCUAAAACCACAGAACAUUCUGGUGACCAGCAGUGGACAAAUAAAACUGGCUGACUUUGGGCUUGCCCGCAUCUAUAGUUUUCAGAUGGCACUUACCUCAGUGGUCGUCACGCUGUGGUACCGGGCACCAGAAGUCUUGCUACAGUCCAGCUACGCCACCCCCGUGGACCUCUGGAGUGUUGGCUGCAUAUUUGCAGAAAUGUUUCGUAGAAAGCCUCUUUUCCGUGGAAGUUCAGAUGUGGAUCAACUGGGGAAAAUCCUGGAUGUCAUUGGACUCCCAGGAGAAGAGGACUGGCCUAGAGAUGUUGCCCUUCCCAGGCAGGCUUUUCAUUCCAAAUCUGCCCAGCCCAUCGAAAAGUUCGUAACUGAUAUUGAUGAACUUGGCAAGGACCUACUGCUGAAAUGUUUGACAUUUAACCCAGCCAAAAGAAUAUCUGCUUACAGCGCCCUGUCUCACCCAUAUUUCCAAGACCUGGAGAGAUGCAAAGAGAACCUGGAUUCCCACCUGCCAUCCAGCCAGAACACCUCGGAGCUGAACACAGCCUGAGGCCCCCAGAGCUGCUGUGAGCUGGUCAUCUGGAGAGCACCUUGGUGGCUGAUGGGUCCCCUGAGCAAGCCCUGCAGGGUUACUGGGUGCAGGCCCUCCAGCUGCCAUCUUCUGGAUGGGCUUUGCGUCUCCAAGGAAACCGCCUAGUUUACUGUUUUGAAAUCAAUGCAAGAGUGAUUGCAGCUUUAUGUUCGUUCACUUGUUUGUUUGUCUAUUUGUUUCAAGAACCUGGAGAACUUCCAGAAGAGAAGCUGCUGACCAAUUGUGCUGCCAUUUCAUUUUUCUAACCUUGAAUGCUGCCAGUGUAGAGGGGGUAAAUCCAGGCACAGCUGAGUUAUGACGUAAUCUCUCUGCAGCUGCUAGGCCUGAUUUGGUACUUUUUAGCGUGUGCAUGUGUGUGUGUAUGUGUGCGCGCGCGCGCGAGAUUUCUGAUCUCUUAAAGUGUUACUUUUUGUAGACGACAAGAAUAAUUGAAUUUUAAAGACUCAAGGUGACUGUUAUUACAGGCACUUGUUUGCUGGAGGUGAUUCACCAGCAGGGUCUUCUCAGAUUACAAAGUUGAGUCUCCAUGUCCUCCGCAUUUCCUUUCUGUCCAAAAGCUUCGCUAGCAGUAAAAGAUGAAGUUUUAAACAUAGCAAAAUGAAAAUAUAUAUAUAUCCAGUAUCUUUUAAGUGACCUGUUUUUUUAAGCAUGCAUUCUAUUUACUCUUCGAAAAGUUGCAUUUACUCAUCCUCUAUAGUGUCAUACUUUAUUGUGUCUUUUGAAAAAUAUCCUAUAAGCUUUUUAUUAUUUGCAAUAGAUUUAGGAAGUAUACCUCAAGUAGGUUUGAAAAAGAGAAAGCCUGUAUUUUCUGGUUUGAGAUGUCUUUAUUUCCUUUGCGUUUUUAGAAUUUGUCAGAUACUGCAUCCCGCUUUGGCUUGGCAGGGAGUUCUGACUAGAAACAGGAAUGCCAUUUACACUCUCUUCACAGGUUCCACUGUACUUCCUCCCUCCCGUGCACUGCCUUCUUCUGCCUUGUUUGCACAAGGCCAUCUUACCUGUCUCCCAGCACCUGUAGAGCAUACUGCUGCCAUCACUUACCUAAUAACAGACUGCGAAGCUCUUCCAUACACCACCUGCUUGCUUGCUUGCUUUUAAUGGAUGUUUUGCAAACUUGUAGCUUAAGAUUAUAGUGUAUGGCUUCAAUUGUGCACCUCUAACAGGGUUCCAUAUGUUCUUAUUUUCUAUGCAGUCUUCCUGCUUGGCAUUCACCGAUGUUAUCUAAGCAAUGAGUAGGAUGCUUGUACUGCCUGUCACCAGCACAUAGAUUACUAUUGACUUGUUUUUUAGUGUUUUACAUUUAUAGCAUAUAUCAUUUGUGUAGUAUCUAAGGGAAUGUGUUUUACUAUUUUUUUAGAGAUACCUAUUUACUCUAAAAUGAUCUCUUUCUCCAUCCCCAGGCUUUUUUUUUUUUUUUUUUUUUUUUUUUUUUUUUUUUUUCUGGUGCCUUGUUCUCUGCAGAGCCAGCCUGGCCUGGGCAUUAUGGACAGCUGUAACUUUCUCUCUUGCUGUUUUCUCUUCUGUCCUUUAUAUUAUCACCUCUGUCUUAUACACCAUGUAGUCCAGAAGACUGUAUGCUAUCUUUUGGGAAGUAUAGCUAUCUUUCAUUUGUGUUUUGAGUGUAUGCAAGUACAGACUACAGCUUUGGAAGAACACCCAUGCAUGUCACUCAGAUAUUGAUUCUCACAAUGUUUAUACAUUAGCAAGCUUUCCUGAACCCCUCUCAGUUUAGUGGUGCAUGUGGUUAUCUUGAAUAGAGAAGUUAGGAGAUGUCUGACCCUGCGAGCUUUGGGGAUAGAGAACCAUUCUUUUUUAAUACAUAUAUUGUCAUUGUUUUCAUUCAGUAGCUUGGAGAAUAGGAAUUUUCUUCUAAAGCGAGACUUACAAAAAGAGAAGAUGGGCUAUAAGAAUAUUCUCCACUUCUUCCAUUGUGACACUAGUAACAAUGUGUUGUCAGCACUGUAAAUGCUUGAGAUAUAAUCAGUCCAGAGCAUCCUGGACAAGGUCUACUCAAAUCUCACUUGGACAAUGAGUUCUGCCUUUCCUUUGACCAAAGUUCAAAAUACAGACAUUGUUGCCCGGACCUAGAAGUUAGGUUUUAAAACUCACUGCACUGAUUCGUCAUGACCUUUCUGAUUAGCAUCAUGUAAUAAAGUAAAAAUAGCUUUGAGGGUGUUUUGUUUUGUUUUUUCCAUUUUUUUCUGUAACUUUACUUGAGUAAAAUACAGCUGUUCUAAACUGGAAUUUUUCAGCAUUUGAAAUUGCAAGUACAGAAUUCAACUUUAUUUCUAUCAUUUGCUUUGGGCUUAGUGAUUAGUAAAGAAAAAUGAUAGCAUAAAUAUUUUGGCACUAGGGACUUGGCAUUUUAUCUCUCAAUAGUACAGAAGGAAAGGACACGUCAGCCUCUGAACUCAGCCAGAGCCACCCCCAGUUUCUCACCUGUAUGACUGCUGUCCUUGAGCAGCUCUCUGGGGGUGUCCUCAUACUUCUGAAUCCCGGUUCUCACACCAGAAGCCUUGCCACUUGGACCCCUAGUAGUACAUAGAAACAUGGUAGAGUAAGACUUAGUGAAUUCACCUUAUUCCUGGGUGACACAUAGUGUCAGGCUCUUUGUCAAAGCUAGGCAGUGGUUAAAUGUGAAGGUCAUUCUGUUCUAGAGUUCUACUGAAGUAACUUCCAGCAAGCUAAAUACCAAGAUGGAUUUGAAAGGAGAACAAGAAUGUGCCUGAUUGUUUCUGUGAGGGUUCCAUUCCCCAGGCCCAGGCAUUGUGGGGACUGUUGUGCAGAGUGGAGUCAUAAAGACCUGCGGAUAAAAGCUAAACUAGAAAAAGAAACCUGUCCAUUUGGUCCUCAUAAGCUGUCAUGUGGAGACAGCCUCACUUUAAAAUACAGCCUCACUUUAAAAACACAAUUCCUGAAGGUUUGUAAGGAGCCAGUGAGCUGAAGCCUCCCACUUUGUCAUCUUUAAAGCAAUGGGAACCCACAGAGAACCUGUUUGAAUUAGCUCAGGGCCCAUUUCAGCCCCCUGGCUCUCACAGAUUAAUCAGGAAGCGCUCACUGAAACCGCAGACUUUUCAUUUAGCCCAGGGUGACUUACUAAAAAUAGCUCAAAAUUACCCAACUAAGAAUAGAAAUCUCAGCGUGUUAAUUUAAGUAAAAAAUGCAAAUUUCUGGAUGCACAAGAUGCUGCCAUUCUAAAGACAGUGUGUUCCUUUUAAUAGAAAGGCAUAAGGCUUGGCUCUACAACGGGGUACGAGUCAUCCUGUGGAAAAGUCAAUAGUACCAAACAUUUUGAUCUUUAAAUUAUGUAUUUAACUUCUAUAUAGCUGCUUCUCUUAUAAAAGUGGUGCCUAUUAAAGUCAAUAAUGGCAAUUCUCAUUCCGUUAUGGAAAUCAAGUCAUGUAAACUUUCUAACAUCAUAAAUGUACUAAAAUUCUGCUGCCCAAAGAAUUGCUCUUCUUUUAAGUAACAACUUGAUAUUUUUUCUUGUAAGCACGUGAGAGUGUCUUACAUUUUGUUUUCCAAAAGCACACUUUUGUUGCAUAUGCGGGUCUAGGAAAGAAUGACGUUAAAAGUCAAUAUACCACCAUGAUUACUUGUGUUAGUAUAUAUUGAUACAAUUCAAAAGUCUGCAUGUUUUGCAUUGUGACAUAAAAAUAUAGGUAUUAUAUGAUUUCUUUAGAUAUUAUUUAUAAAACAGUAGAGAAUGCACAUAAGGAAUUUAGGAGACAUUGAAGACAUUCAAAGAGUAAUUCUUUAAGUAUAUUGUAAAAAUUUAUAUGAAAGUCACCUGGCAACCAUGGACUUGGUAUGCUACAAAGCACAUUUUAUGAAGAAGCAGCUCCAUGGGGUGCCACUUGCUAGACAUGCCUAAGAACAACCACUAAAAAUAUAAAUGUAUGAAGGCAUGUCCCUGUUAUGCCAGUGAGACUUUGAAAAAAUUAUAAACCUUAUCCAGAAUCUUUUAUUAUGUGCAUUAGUACAUCCAGGUACAUAAUUAGGAAGGUAUUUUCACAUUCAUUCUCCACAGUGGAAAAGGUUUAGAAGUACCAAAGCCUAACACAUAACAUAAAGGCCUGGGAUGUGCUUUGUAGUGGUUUUCCUUCCUAGGAGUGAAGAUAGCAUCCACGUAUUGUGUGCUCCCUUUGAUUGAGGGAGGGAGCAGGGUUGUCUCUGUACAACCCAGGCUGUCCUAGAACUUGGAACCUUCUGCCUUAGCUUCCCAACUGCUAGGAUUGUAGGCAUAUGCCACCCUGUGAGCUUGGCUUUCUUUUAUAUUGUACAAUUCCAAGCCUAAUUUUGAUACAUACUUAUAGCCCAAGCAUUUCUAACUUGUACUUCUUUAGAAAAUAAACCAAAACUAUUCCUUUGUCUUUCUCAUCUUCUGACAACUGUAGAGCGAUCCAGACAUUUUUAAAUGUUUUCUUUUUCAAUCCACCUUUUUGAGUUUUUAAAUGAAGUACCAAUUCAAAUCCCUUUUAAAAAUAUUUUAUGUAAGAUUCUUGGAAAAGUUAAUGUAUGGAUUGGUAAGAUAUUUACAUUUCUGUCACCCUGUUGCUCUGGCCUUCAAGAAGAAACAACAGAUGCCAGAAAAUAAAUAUGGACUUGUUUUCCCACAUCUGCAGAAAUGCGAUUACAGCAAUUUAAAGCAAGGAUGGUAGAAAUAGAAAGUAAUUUUUGUUGGUGGUGAUUUGGUUUGGUUUUUUGCAAAAAAAAAAUUUUUUUUUUUUAAUUGCCUGUCCUAAGAGAUCAGAGCUGGGUUUUGUCAUAGACCAUUCUACUCCACAAGGUGGCGCUUUUAGAGAAAAAAUUUAAGAAAUCUGACCUAGGCUUAAAGAGGUAUUUCUAAAGGCAUCAUUCUAACUUUUUCUGCACAUCUUUAACUCUUGUCUCGCACUUGUUUCUAAGGCUAAUUUAGCAGUCUUUAUAAUGUUGUGUAACUUAGAUAUUUUAGUUGAGGAUGGCAUAUACACCAUUUUUGGUCAUUUAAGUGGUAAAGCCUACUCAGUUAUUCAAGAAGCAUUUUUGAGGUACACAAAUUACCUCACUUUCUAGGAUACACAGGCUUAUUUCUAAAAGGCAACCCUCAUCUAUGAGCAAGAUAGAUUUGUGAGGCAUAUAAAACUCUAGGGACCCUAGUCAGAACACCCACACCCUUGUCUGCUGCUCAUGUCACCUCCCCUAAUGGGCAUUUAAGAUUGAUUCAGUUUUAAGAUCCUGGAUUUUAAAUCAUGUGAGCACAGUAAGUAGUGCAUCAGUACUUAAUCCACAAAACUUUUCCUAUACUGAAACAGACCUAAAAAUACAAAAAAGACCAGGGAUUUUUUUACAUUUGUAUAAGCACAAGUGCUAAUUUUAAAUUCUGAUUCUUAAAUAUUGUGCUUAUUUAUAUGAACAUAAGUACAUAAAUUCACAUUUCUGCUCAGAGACCUAUCAUCCCUCCCCGCCGGAGUCAUUUACAAGAAAUGUAAGAGGUGUGGCCCCAGCACAGCGGAAAGCGAUUUAUUCCUUCUGAGCAGCGGGCAGCUCCAAGUCUUGGUGAUUCACACGGAAUCAAGAUGCUCUAAGGGGAAGUGAGGACACUUAGAAAUCAGCUCAGUACACACCCUGCUCUCAGCCAAGUCCAUUCCUGGUUCAGCCGUUCAGUCAAAGGCGACCGACCUCCCUGUGCCCUCCCUCCUCCCCCCCACCCCGCCCCCUGUCUGUUUUUUGGGCGGGUCCGAAUAUUUCCUUGUGAACCCCAACAGUAGCCCCACCCCUGGAAGAUUGGCAGGGGCCAGAGCUGCCGUGCCCGCCCAGGAGAUGCUGCUCUAGGGUCAGGGCCGCUGCUGGCUCCUGGGCAUCCUUGCUGCUGCCUUGGGAAGCAGAACAUCUCUUGAAGCACCAAUAAGUACAACACAGUUCUCUCACGCUCCGGGCACCAGAGAUGCGGUAGACACUUAACCAGACAUCUCAAGCUUGAAGCUCAGCUAUUUUUUUCUUCAGAUGUAUAGUUAUAGAAAAUGUUUUCUUUUUAAGUUUGUUAUAUUUUUAUCUACAUAUAUACUAGCAAGAUAUAUUCCUGGAAAAGUUUUACUUUGAAAAAUUGUCUACUCUACUUAGAAAAAGCCUCUCAUUCUUUAGUUUCUUCUUUCUUUUUCGUCAGUAAGCAAAUUAUCUCACGGGAUAGAGGAUUUUCCUGUUUGAGGAAGCUUUGGUGUGACCUGUAACCCUUACCUGUUUUAGGAGUUUGGACUGUCAAAUCUAAGUGGUCUUAAUGGGGGCACAUGGCUACGUAUUACUGCCAAGAGCUGUAUGCCUUGGACUGACUGUCACACGUAAAACCACACAAUUGUAUAAUUUUUGAGCUUCUGGAUUCUAGACAAAUUCUGUUGCUGUGUCCAGGCUAAAGUUCUGAAGACAGCCUUUGUACUCUCUCUUGAAAAUUUCUCAUCAUCAAUUUUAUGAAAUGAAGUAAUGUAUUAUCAAUAUUUUUGUGGUUUACCAGCACCUCUGAGUUUGACCUUCAAGUCUCUGAAUGAUUAAAAUAGUUUCUGGCAGUAAUCCACUUCUUGACAUGCCCCCCCCAAUCAUGUAUCUUUUUACUCUGGUCCUGUUUGCAACAAUGUACUCACAUAUAUUACAUUUCCUCGCUUGUAUUCAUUAUUUCCUUACAAAUAGUAAUACAUAUAUUAGUACAUGGAAUUACAGCAUACUAAGAACAGCACUUAGCAGGUGAGGAAUUUUUUCAACUUCUUCAUUUGCAUAACUUAUUUCUAUUCUUAUUCAUGUAUAUUAUUUAUUUCCAAACCAUACCAGUCCUAUAAAAGUGCAAAUGAGGCAGGUGUUAGGACUCGAAUUUAUUGUUUAUUAUCAUGAUCUUGAUGGAGUGAAAAAACUAAAGAUUAGAGUAAGCCCCCAAGUGAGCUGCAUGCAUUUUUAAUAUGACUAGUAGAUGUCAGUUGAUAAGAACUAGUACUUUCUAUGUCUACGUGUGUUAUUAUGUAAAGGAAGUAAAACUAAGGACUUGCUGUUGCUUUUCACAAAUACUCAUGUAGUAUAGUGUGAAGUGACCACAAAGGCUAAAGGUAGAAAGGCAUUUUAGAGACUGCCUUCAUUUAGGAACUGUGCCUUGUAGCCAGCGAAGUGGCUGCCAGACCGUGACAGGCGUCUGGGCGAUGUUUUUUGUUUGGCCCUAUGAAGAAGGAUCCCCAUGCCACCCAGUGCCCCAUAGGUGCUUUGUGUAGUAGUGGAAACCAGUGGUACUGUUCAGAGGGGAACAGUGUGGGAGAUACAAGCAGAACUGGCAGCUUAUGCCUCGAAGCUUCCAGGAUACAUCAAGUCCUAGAGAAGCCUAAGUUUCCAAACUCCAGGCAACCUGGGUAUGUACAGAAGCAAUCUAGUCUGAUAAUAAAAAGCAAGGAUUGCAAGUACAGCAAGUUAACAACCAGUGAUUCCUAACACCUCAAAGGCUUGUCGCAUUGCUGAUAGUUUUAGUUUGUUCUGAAGGUUAAAGGGCAAGUGGUUGGUGUCAGAGAGAAGUGUGUAUCAAGAAGAGGACAGCGGUAGUUCCCUUAGAGUGCAACUAGAAGUAAAGAUUUUUGUAGGAGUCUCAUUUCUGAGAUGUAUAAAAGCAUGUUUUCACUGAAAAGUGUAUCUGUUUCUGUAUUCCCGUAGGGCCUAGUUCAGACUUUCUUCUAGGUUUCAACAAGGCUGUUGUACACAGCAAGCUGCUGUUUGUCUUAUACUAGAAAAUGUUUUAAAGGUAAAAAGAAAUCUUAAUUUGGAUAUUUGGCUUGCUGGUUUCUGGGCUUGGUUUUGUGGUUCUAGAACUGUACAAGCUGUGCACAUCAGAUGCUAAUCUAGACUGUGAACCAGCCUGGCAUGAUCAGCAACCCCACACUGUACAUCCUGCCAAUACAUCUCUUCCACCCUCCCGCCAAGGUGCUCUCCACCCCCACCCUGACCUGUCCCCUGAUGCUUCCCCAUCUUCCUCUGCUGGUGGCUGGGCAUCAAGCAGAUGAUGAGGAACUCCUUAGGCAUCACAGCAGGCCUUCCUGGGCUUGGCCACCAUCCACAUAUGACCUUUGGCUGGCCACAGUCAUCAAGAGAUUUUUCCUGGUGCCAGACACAGAAUACAGUCAUGAUGCCAGUCAUAAAUGCCCCCUAGCAUCUUCCUGUGUAUCUUGAUAUUCAAAGUCAUUCUAUAGAGCAUUCAGUUUUGGUGUGGUACCAGGAGAAAAACAUUCCAAGCUGCUGUUUUACAUCCAUCUACAAGCUAUACUUUUACUGCCUUUCUUCAUACUUGAAACUCAUUCUGUUUUAACAUCAGGGUACAAGACAUCAAGGUGCAUGUUUCCUCAAGGUGCAAAAUUACCCUCAUUCCGUUUGCUUAUUUUGCUACAGAACGCUCUCUUUUGGUGCUUUGGGCUCAGCAGGUCAGUGAGGCAGUAUGGGAAAACCACUGCCUGGAACACAGUCUUAACAAGAGUGUCAGCAGAUGACUUGGUAUUGAGACAUUGUUUCUGCUCUUUUCUGUGCCCACAAGAUUGACAGUUACCACACUGUCCUGUCAGGUCUACCUGCACAUCCUUCUUCCUGAGGCUCCUAAACUCUGCUCUGUACCCAGCAGUGGGUAUGGCAUGGCCUCUGGUAAUCUGAGCUAGUUCCUCAGAGAAAAAUGACCUUGGGUACAGACAUCAACACUCUAGCAAUUUCACCCAGAUCAUGCAGAAAGCCCUCCUGAGGAAAGAAAUAAAAGUGUAUCUUGAAGGCUACCCUUCACAACCCUGAGCUGAAGGCUUUUACUACUUCUCUUGAGGAAAACGAAAAUGCUGGGUAGGUUAUAGCCUUCCCAACCGAAGAGAGUAGAAGAGUAAGCAUGCAUGUCAUGUAAAAUGACACCCCCAAAAGACAGCUUCUAUCCAGUACUCCAUCAGUAAAGGUCCAUGCUUAAAAGCAGCUCAGGGUAAGAGGUGAUGCUCUGGGAGCCAGGAUCUCAUGCAGGCAUCUGAACUCUAAGACUUCCUUGGAGAGGGAGAACGGCUGUGGUGAUUCUAUUGUGGUGACAAAGGAAACAGGUCGAGAAAUUUGGAGGGUUACAAACUAAUAAUCAUUUGGCAACUGGAUGUCUUACUGGGUGCUAGAAUGCAAAUUUAGGUAUUUAUUGUCGGGUUAUGGAAUUCAUUGCUUUUUCAAAAGUGCUGUCCAAAUGUCACUGUCCAAUAUGUACACAUACAUGCCAGCUAAAUUGAUUGAAAGUAAAAUAGAAAAUGGUGUGUUAAUUUGCCAUACCUUUUGUAUUCCUUACAAUAAAAAAUGUUGGUAGCAAAUAAAAACAAUUUUAAACUA